AUGUUGUCUGUGUCAAAAAUAAUAUCUCUUACUCCAAAACACUUUAAUAAAUUUGUUAAAUUGAACACAAGAUGUCUAGCGACCCAGACAGCUGCGAAGGAAAAUCCCGCAAAGGAGACAAAGGAAAAAAAAGAAUCAUUGUCAUUCACAAUGAAUUUGUUCCGAAGUCAAUUACAACUAGAGCAAGUCAUUCCAUUUCCAAAAGCGCUGAAUUCUGAUCAAUCGGAGACGUUAAAAAUGCUUGUUGAUCCUUUUUCUAAUUUUUUUGCGGAAGUUAAUGACCCAGUUAAAAACGACGAUACAGCAGAUGUGGAUGACAAAAUAAAGCAAACACUGUGGGAUCUAGGAGGGUUUUCUAUUCAAGUCCCCGAAAAAUACGGAGGUAUCGGACUGAACAACACUCAGUAUGCAAGAUUGGUCGAGAUAGUAGGUCAGAAUGAUCUAGGUGUCGGUAUUAUGCUGGGCGCACAUCAAAGUAUUGGAUUUAAAGGUAUUUUAUUAUACGGCACUCCAGAGCAAAAGGAAAAAUAUCUGACCCGUGUCUCAAAUGGCGAGUAUGCAGCAUUCGCCCUAACAGAGCCAAGUUGUGGAUCAGACGCGGGUUCCGUAAAGACCCGGGCUGUAAAAUCUGCAGACGGGACUCACUAUGUAAUGAACGGCAGUAAAAUUUGGAUCUCGAACGGUGGUUGGGCAAACAUUUUCACCGUCUUCGCUAAAGUACCUAUGAAAGAUCCUGUAACUGGCGAAACCACUGAAAAGGUAACGGCGUUUAUUGUAGACCGUGCAUUCGGCGGUGUGACAAAUGGGCCACCGGAAAAAAAAAUGGGCAUUAAAUGCAGUAACACUGCUGAAGUUUUCUUUGAGGAUGUUAAAGUACCGGCCGAGAAUGUGUUGGUAGGUGAAGGUCAAGGAUUCAAAGUCGCUAUGAAUAUUUUGAACAACGGGAGAUUUGGUAUGGUUGCUGCGUUAUCGGGAACGAUGCAGAGUUGUAUUAAAAAAGCUGUUGAAUUCGCUAACCAGCGGGUACAGUUCGGCAAAACUAUUAAUCAAUAUGGCAGUAUUCAAGAAAAAAUAGCAAGGAUGUCGAUGCAUCAAUAUGUAUUCGCUUCCGAAUCAGCUUGGUAUGUGUGUGACGAAGCUAUCCAAAUCCUCGGAGGAAUGGGAUACAUGAAGGACACCGGGUUGGAACGUGUGAUGCGGGAUGUGCGUAUUUUCAGAAUUUUCGAAGGAACCAAUGACAUUCUGCGAUUGUUCGUCGCGUUAACUGGAAUCCAGCAUGCUGGAGGACACUUACAAGAACUCCAAAGAGCUUUCAAAAAUCCAGCAGCUAACUUGGGGUUAAUUUUCGAAGAAGCGGCUAAGCGCGCUACCAAAGCCGUUGGAUUGGGAUCAACCCCGACUUUUGCUCACUUACUGCACCCUAUUCUUGCAGAAAGCGCUAAUUUAACUGGAAAAAGCAUCGAAAAUUUCGGACAAACUGUAGAAGGACUUUUAAUAAAAUACGGGCGUGGAAUCGUGAAUGAACAGUUUAUAUUAAACAGACUAGCACAAGCUGCUAUUGAUACAUAUACAUCUGUUGUCGUUCUGAGCAGAGCUAGUCAAUCAUUGAAUAAUAAAAUACCGAGUGCUGAACAUGAAUCAGUUAUGGCUAAAGUAUGGUGUAGUGAGGCGGCAAGUCGUACAGCGUACAACUUAAAAGUUGUUAAAUCAGAAAAAUCUUUGGAAUUAUUCAAUCAAAUGAAAACUAUAUCUCGAAACGUAUGCGAAGUUGGUGAAUGCGCACAAAAUACACCAUUGGGUUUUUAA
Molecule: messenger RNA, 1806 nt
Organism: Cotesia congregata
Lineage: Eukaryota; Metazoa; Arthropoda; Insecta; Hymenoptera; Braconidae
Source: the annotation of a GenBank genome assembly